Messenger RNA from Amphimedon queenslandica, 1622 nucleotides. RefSeq names its product serine/threonine-protein kinase Chk2-like. NCBI's taxonomy places the organism in Eukaryota, Metazoa, Porifera, Demospongiae, Haplosclerida, Niphatidae. The transcript has 18 exons. The record is from RefSeq and is a predicted model, not a curated record. Gene Ontology annotation, biological process: protein phosphorylation. Gene Ontology annotation, molecular function: ATP binding; protein kinase activity; protein binding. The annotation marks the transcript as partial.
GAAGAGCAAUCACUGGAAAUAUGGGGCAGAUUCUUCCCACUCCCUAGAGCUGGGCUCACUGGAAUUGAUUUUUUAGACGACGAGUAUAUAUUUGGACGAUCUGAAGACUGUGAUUAUUGCUUUGAGAGAAGAGGAGGCACGUCCAACCAGCACUACCCCACCUACUCCAGCACUCAUUUCAGAAUAUACAGAGAAAGGAGCAAAACUGAUUCGAAUCAGUUUGUUGUGUUUCUUCAAGAUAAAAGCUCUAAUGGUACUUUUAUUAAUGGCGAUAAAAUUGGUAAAAAUAAGACCCAUAUCUUGAACAACGACGAUGAAAUAUCACUCUCAGUCAAAAACAAUAAAGUGUUUGUGUUUAAUGAUAGAAGUGUCUCAGAACAAAACAACAAUUUACCAGAAGAGUUUAAAGACAAGUACACAAUGUCAAAGCAAAUAGGAAAAGGAGCUUGUGGUAUAGUCAAGUUAGCAUUUCACAGAGAAACGUGCAAAGGCUAUGCUAUCAAGAUUAUCAGCAAGAAGAUGUUUUCAGUUGGACCUCAUCUUGGUAGAGCUGCUAUGGAAGAAGUCAAAAUAAUAAAGGCACUGCAACAUCCGUGCAUAAUUCGAGUUGAAGAUUUAUACGAGUCGACUGAUUCACUUUACAUUGUACUUGAACUUGUCGAAGGAGGUGAACUGUUUGACAGAGUCAUACUAAAUGGAAAGUUUAAUGACAAGGUCGGGAAGCUACUGUUUUAUCAAAUGGUUGUAGCCGUCAAAUAUCUUCACGAUAAAGGUAUAACGCAUAGGGAUCUAAAACCUGAGAAUAUCCUAUUGUCAUCUACUGAUGAGGAGACUCUAAUUAAAGUCACAGACUUUGGACUCUCAAAGUUUGUCGGAGAGCAGUCUCUGAUGAAGACACUGUGUGGCACUCCGAGUUACCUUGCUCCUGAGGUGAUCAAGUCGGCAGGUUUGGGUGGAUACAGUAAAGCUGUGGACUGUUGGAGCUUGGGAGUUAUUCUAUACAUAAUGUUAGGAGGGUAUCCACCAUUUUCUGAUGAAAUAAGAGAGCACAGUUUACACGAUCAAAUUUGUCAAGGAAUAUAUUCAUUUCCACCUGCUUACUGGAAUGGAGUCUCCAAAGAUGGUAAUCCUAUGCUACUCCACUUGUGCUUUAAGCAGUCCUUGGAUUCAAGCAAGAGAUGGACUACAGCACAAGCACUGGAACACACCUGGCUUAAAGAUGAAGAUAUGAGAAGGAAAGCUCAUCAGAUGAUGGUGGAAACUGCAGACAAACAUCAAAUGCCACCACCUUCUCUACCAGGUAGUAAAAGGAUUUUAAAUGACGAGAAUAAUAAUAAUGGAGAUUCCAAACGGCCUCAUUUAGAAGGUACUCCUUCUCCAUCAGAUGAUACCAUUAGUAUUGAUACUGAACCUAUUGCAAGGGAUCAAUCUUUCACAUCAAAUCCUGAUACCAAUAAUUCAUAAACUGCACAAUGAUAUUUUUCAUUUUCAACCUUAACUUCUUCCUUUCUUUGCAGAUGUCUACAUUUGUAUCUCUUUUUGUUGCUUCUUUGGCUAUAAUAGACUCUCUAGUUUUCAUUUCCCAAUUGUGUGCGUGGGUGGUGCACCCUUCCUAAUUAAUA